AUGUGCACUGGCAUGGAAACUAAAAUCAGCUGCAACCUGCCCAACGAGAACAUCACUGGCUACAUAAGUCGCCCAGGAGAUAUCAUCAUAGGGGGGACAUUUCCAGUUCAUUUCCAAAUAACAUACAGCGAUUUUCAUUUCACCAGCAAACCCCCGGAGCUUCAGUGCCAGCUGAUCUCAUCUGAGUUCUACCUGAGCCUGCAGGCCCUUAUAUUUGCUGUGGAAGAAAUUAAUGCCAAUCCAGAGCUCCUUCCCAAUGUUACACUGGGCUUCCAGAUUUUUGACACAUGUAAAACAUUGCAGCGAGCAGCACAGGCAACACUAUUAAUGCUCUCAGGAGGAAAGGAAAUGACCCCAAAUUAUCAUUGUUAUAAAGGUGCCCCUCUUGCUGGUAUUGUUGGUGAUCCUGCAUCCAAAAGAACCAUUCUCAUGGCCCAAAUCUUGGGAUUGUACCGAUACCCACAAGUGAGUUAUUUAGCAACCAGCCCUAUUCUCAGCGAUCGGAACCUGUUUCCUUCCUUUUUCCGUACUGUGCCUAGUGAUGAAUUUCAAAUGAGAGGUCUUGCUCAGCUUGUCUCUCAUUUUGGUUGGUCUUGGUUGGGCCUCCUUGCUAAUGAUGAUGACUAUGGGCAAUUCGGACUUCAAAUAGUAAAACAGGAGAUAAUAAAGGCUGGAGCUUGUGUGGCCUUUGCUGAGAAUAUACUGACCAGUAAGCCUGACAGGAAUGCUCCUCAUAUCACACGAUUGAUAAGGAUGUCCACUGCAAAGGUUAUCAUUGUGAUAACAUCUGAUUCCGACUUUCUAAUUGUGGUGGAAGAGAUGUUAAGGCAAAAUGUGACUGGGAACACUUGGAUAGCCAGUGAUGCUUGGGCAACUUCAACUUUACUUUCUAAUAGAAGAUUCCAGGGGAUUUUAUCUAGUACUAUUGGUUUUGCCAUAUAUCAUGGGCAGAUGCCACUGUUUAAUGAGUAUCUCAACAGCCUAAGUCAAUCCCAUCUUCAUGAUUUAUUCAUGAUGGAACUGUGGGAGCAAACUUUCUCUUGCAAGUGGCUAGAUCAGGAGAAAUUUCAUGCCUUGAUGGCCAAUGGAACAAUGAAAGCAUGUACAGGAGAAGAAAAGCUGGAGAGUCUGAUGAUGGAAUUAGAGCAUAGAGUAUCUCUACAUGUUUACACUGCUGUUUAUGCCAUUGCCUGGGCAUUACAUAAUAUGCUUUAUUGUACACAUGGAUAUGGAGCAUUACAUGCUGGAACCUGUGCCACUAUUUCCUCAUUUUACCCAUGGCAACUUCUCCAUUAUGUUAGAAAUGUAAACUUCAAGACCAAAGAUGGGAGCCACGUAUUCUUUGAUGCCAAUGGAAACCCUCCAGCUAUGUAUGACAUUGUAAAUUGGCGUGUGAGUGCCAAUGGCUCACUGGAGAAGGUUACAGUUGGAAAGUUUGAGUUAAACAGCCCUGAUGGGACAAUUUUCAAUGUAUAUGGUGCUGAAAUUAUAUGGAACAACCACACACAGGUUCCUCUAUCCAAGUGCAGCCCAAGUUGCCCUUCAGGAUCUAGGAAGGUGAUAGUACCAGGAAAACCCCUUUGCUGCUAUGAGUGUGCCCGGUGUCCCCAGGGACAGAUUUCAAAUAUGACAGAUGCUGUGGAAUGUCAUCCAUGUUCCUGGGACACAUGGCCCAAUCUACAACAGGACAGAUGCUUACCAAGAGCUGCAGAGUUUCUUUCCUAUGAUGAGCCCUUGGGUUAUAGCUUAGCAGUCAUCUCCAGCUUAUUUUCAUUGACCCCAAUUACUAUAUUGGGAGUUUUUAUUUGUUAUAAGAAAACACCAAUAGUUCGAGCCAAUAACUAUUUCCUUAGUUGCCUUCUCCUGUUCUCCCUGUUCCUCUGUUUCCUUUGCUCUUUAGGUUUUAUUGGUUACCCACAACCCGAAAAGUGCCUUCUGCGCCAGGUGGCAUUUGGGAUGACUUUCACCUUCUGCAUCUCCUGUGUUUUGGCCAAAACCAUCACUGUUGUCAUUGCCUUUAAUGCAACCAAACCAGGCAGCAGGUUAAAGAGGUGGACAGGGGUAAAAGUGUCCUACUGUGUCCUUUUGGUUUGUACUUUAAUCCAAACCUUUUUGUGUGUAAUGUGGCUGAUCCUCUCUCCUCCAUUCCCUGAAUUCGAGACAGACAAAAAACCUGGAGUUAUUAUCAUUAAUUGUAAUGAAGGAUCUUCCAUAGCUUUCUGGUGCAUGCUGGGAUAUCUUGGACUUUUGGCGACCAUCAGUUUCAUUGUUGCCUUCCUGGCCAGACGUCUCCCUGACAGUUUUAAUGAAACCAAAUUUAUCACAUUCAGUAUGUUGGCUUUCCUCAGUGUCUGGGUGUCCUUUAUCCCAGCCUAUCUCAGUGCACGGGGCAUGUAUACUGUGGCAAUGGAGGUCUUUGCCAUUCUGUCUUCCAGCUUGGCUGUGGUGAUCUGUAUAUUCUUGCCAAAAUGUUUCAUUGUCUUGUUCAGGCCCAAACUGAACUCUCGAGAGCAUCUCAUGGGAAAAAGCAGAGGUAAAAAAUAA
Molecule: messenger RNA, 2544 nt
Organism: Xenopus laevis (African clawed frog)
Lineage: Eukaryota; Metazoa; Chordata; Amphibia; Anura; Pipidae
Product: extracellular calcium-sensing receptor
Exons: 6
Coding region: 1-2544 (847 amino acids)
Source: RefSeq, a predicted model, not a curated record